Micropterus dolomieu (smallmouth bass) is the source of this 7595-nucleotide messenger RNA. It is a transcript of the gene nrcama, whose product is annotated as neuronal cell adhesion molecule a. The transcript has 31 exons. The record is from RefSeq and is a predicted model, not a curated record. Bases 475 to 4365 code for a protein of 1296 amino acids. Lineage: Eukaryota; Metazoa; Chordata; Actinopteri; Centrarchiformes; Centrarchidae. Gene Ontology annotation, molecular function: protein binding. Gene Ontology annotation, biological process: cell-cell adhesion.
CACCUUGAAAGAGCCCCUGCGCGAGGACCAACCGACGCCCACUCGGGCCGAGUCGGGCUGGAAAGCGGGCCGGGUUUUCGUCUAUGAGUGUGUCGUCUUCUCGAAGGCAUAGACGAUCUUUGUCGCUGCUGGUUUUUGACAGCGGCGGGGGGAGCUGGUGAGGAGAGCGGAGGAUCCGUGUGGACCACAGCUUGCUGCUGCAGCGGCAGAGAGUGGGGACGUACACACUGGCCGGGCCCGGUCCCUUAAACACACACACUCAUACACACACACACUGCUCAUCAUUUUCUACAGCAUCAACACACGCUCACUGCGGGGGAGGAGGAACCAGGAGCCGGUUUGCAGCAGACUGUUUGACCCACUUCCUGAAGAUACACAGUAGCUGAGAUUAAAUUCGCUCAGUGUGGAUCCAGACCUCGUCACUCCGUCGACCACCUUGAUUGCGUCGCUGAAUCUGGGCAGAAGGUUUUCAUCAUGAUACACCCAAUCAUGGACAGGAACAGGAAGUGGAUGCCGGGCUUUGGAGCUGUGCUACUGAUACUCUUGAGUCACAAGACGUCAGCGCUAGAAGUGCCUCUUGAUCCUAAAGUACUGGAAGGAUUGCCCCAACCCCCCACUAUAACGCUACAGUCCCCAAAGGAUUACAUCUUUGAUCCGCGGGAGAACAUUGUCAUCCACUGUGAAGCCAAGGGGAAGCCUCAUCCCAGCUUUUCAUGGACGAGAAAUGGGACCCACUUUGAUGUAGAGAAAGACUCAAAAGUCCUGGUAAAGCCUGGUUCAGGAACUCUGGUCAUUGACAUCAGUGGGGAAAAGGCUGAGGCUUAUGAAGGAACGUACCAGUGUACCGCACACAACGAGCACGGCACCGCUGUAUCCAACAACAUUGUCAUCAGACAGUCCAGGUCCCCCUUGUGGUCGAAGGAGAGAAAUGAGCCCAUUGUGGUGCAGAUGGGGGUCUCCCUGGUGCUGCAGUGCAGACCCCCUGCAGGGCUACCCCCUCCUGUCAUCUUUUGGAUGGAUAACAACUUCCAAAGGCUACCGCUGGAUAAACGAGUGUCCCAGGCUCUGAAUGGAGACUUGUACUUUUCAAAUGUUCUCCCAGAAGACAGCAGGCCUGACUACAUCUGCUAUGCUCGCUUCCCUCACACACAAACCAUCCAGCAGAAACAGCCUAUCUCAGUCACCGUGCUGAACAAAAGCCCAAUGGGGGAGCGUCGCCCCGGUUUCAUGACGCCUCUGGGUAUCACCAGCACCCAGAUGGUUCUGAGAGGGGAGACUCUGGAGCUGGAAUGCAUUGCUGAUGGCUUACCCACUCCAGAGAUGUCCUGGCAGAAGGAUGGAGGAGAGCUGCCGAGCAGCAGGAUGUCCUUUCAUAACUUCAAGAAAACACUCAAGAUUUCUGAUGUGAGUGAAGCUGAUGCUGGGGACUACCGCUGUACAGCCACAAACAGCCUGGGCACCGCACACCACAUCAUCAAGGUCACUGUCAAAGCGGCUCCUUUUUGGGUCAGCGCUCCCAGGAACCUGAUCCUUGCCCCAAAUGAAACUGGCAUCCUGACUUGUCGAGUCAGUGGAGAACCGAAACCAAAGAUUAGCUGGUUUGUGAAUGGAAUCCCCCUUGAGAAUGCUCCUGUGGACCACAGUCGGAAGGUGGAUGGCGACACCGUGAUUCUUAGCAAUGUGCAAUCAGGGUCCAGUGCUGUCUACCAGUGUAAUGCAUCCAAUGAAUUUGGUUACCUGAUGGCAAACGCUUUUGUCAACGUUCUUGCUGAAGCACCAAGGGUGCUCACUCCACCCAACCGAGUGUACCAGGUCAUCACCAACAAUCCUGCGUUACUUCACUGUGCCUCCUUUGGCUCACCAAUACCAACCAUCACGUGGUUCAAAGACAGUCAGACUAGCAUUAAGAAUGGUGACCCUUUUGUGAUCCAUGAGAAUGGUACAUUAGAGAUCCAUGUGGCCCAGCCACUAAACAGUGGAAAGUACACCUGCAUUGCCACCAACAACCUGGGAAUCAAGGAGAACCAUGUCUACCUGGAGGUUAAAGAGCCCACCCGUAUCCUGAAGCAGCCAGAGUACAAGGUGGUACAGAAAGGAAUGAGCGCUGUGUUUGAGUGUAAAGUCAAACAUGACCCAUCCCUCGUUCCCACCAUGACCUGGCUCAAAGACGACGGAGAGUUGCCUGAUGAUGAGAGGUUUGAUGUAGACACGGACAGUCUGACCAUCAAAGAUGUGACAGAUGGAGAUGAGGGCACCUACACCUGCAUCAUGAACACCACCCUGGACCAGGACUCAGCCAGUGCCAUGCUGACUGUCGUAGAGAAACCUGACCCUCCGACUGACCUGGAACUGACUGACCAGACAGAGAGGAGCGUUCAGCUCACCUGGAUCCCUGGAGACGAACACAACAGUCCCACGCAGAAGUUUCUAAUCCAAUACGAGGAUCUGCUUCACCAGCCUGGAGUUUGGAUCAACCUGACAGAGGUUGCUGGUACUAGCACCACAGCACAGUUAAACCUCUCUCCACACGUCUACUACUCCUUCAGAGUUCUGGCUGUAAAUCAUGUUGGCUACAGCCAGCCUAGCCAGCCCUCAAGCCAAUAUAGGACCAACCCUGCAGCUCCUGAUGAAAAUCCGUCAGAUGUUCAGGGAGUAGGAGCAGAGCCUGGCAAUUUGGUUAUCUCCUGGACACCGCUGACAGGAUUUCAGUCCAACGGGCCCAAUCUGGAGUACAAAGUGCAGUGGAGACAGAAGGACGUGGAUAAUGAGUGGUCCUCGGAGACUGUGGCCAACGUUUCUCAGUUUGUUGUGUCUGGAACUCCAACCUAUGUGCCCUACGAGAUCAAGGUUCAAGCUGUGAAUUAUUAUGGCAGCGGUCCAGAGCCUGAAGUUGUGAUUGGAUACUCUGGAGAAGACUUGCCUUUGUCUGCUCCUGAGAGCGUGCAGGUCAUGGUUCACAACAGCACUCUCGCAGAAGUACACUGGGAGCCUGUGUCUUUCCCCUCGGUCAGAGGAAAACUACAGGGAUACAAGGUAUACUACCAUCGCGAGCGCGGCUUACACGAGACAGAAGGGGAGACAGAGCAGCAGGAGCAGGUUUUGACGUUCAGUGGGAAUCGUAGCGAAGGACGUCUGCCAGGCCUCCAGCCUUACAGCCUCUACAACCUCUCCAUCAGGGUCCUUAAUAGCAAAGGAGAAGGGCCUCCGAGCCCCAGCAAGACAUUUGAGACACCUGAGGGAGUCCCAGGGCCUCCUUCCUUUCUGAAUGUCAUAAACCCUAGUUUGGACUCUCUCACUCUGGAAUGGGGCCCACCAAUGAACAACAAUGGACGCCUCGCUGGAUACACACUGAAAUACCAACCAGUCAACAACACCAAUGAGCUGGGACCAGUCAAGGUGAUGACCUUCUUAGCCAAUGAGACCACCACCACCCUGGGCAACCUGAACUCCAGCAUGCUCUACAAGUUUUACUUAAGUGCAAAGACAAUCAAGGGCUCUGGCCCCAUCAUCACAGAGGAGGCCUUGACAGUCAUGGACACAGCUCGUACUCAGCCCACUGUAGAGACGGGCAAAGGCCCCACAGAGCCCCCUCACCCAACCUUCCCCACCACUCAGUCUCCGCAUCCCCCGUUUCACAAGGCGCCACCUGUAGGCCCUGUGUUUGGCAAAGUUAACGCAUCCCUAUCGGAGGACGGUGCAGUGAUCAGUUGGGAUUACUUUGGACACCAUAAGAAUGUAUAUGUGGAAUAUAUUGUAGAAAACAGUAAGGAGGACUGGAAAAAGGAGUUGGUAAAUGGUUCACAUUCGCAUAUGAUAAAAGGUUUAAAGCCGGGGAUGUCCUAUAGGGUGCGUGUGGUAGCUAGAGACCCGGCUGACCUGACGGUCCACAGCACAGAUGAAGUGUCGGUGUUGGUGCCAGCUGUACCCAGCCGGCAGGUAGACAUUGCCACCCAGGGGUGGUUUAUUGGACUGAUGUGUGCAAUCGCUCUCCUCAUCUUGGUCCUUCUCAUAGUGUGCUUCAUCAAGAGGAACAAGGGUGGUAAAUAUCCAGUGAAAGAGAAAGAAGAUGCCCACCAAGACCCAGAGAUCCAGCCAAUGAAGGAGGAUGAUGGGACGUUUGGAGAGUACAGUGACACAGAGGACCACAAGCCGCUGAAGGGAAGCAGGACGCCAUCCAAUGGCACUGUGCGCCGGGACGAGAGCGAUGACAGCCUGGUGGAUUACGGGGAGGGCGGGGACGGACAGUUCAAUGAGGACGGCUCCUUUAUUGGACAGUAUAGCGGCAAGAAAGAGAAAGACACACACGAAGGCAACGAGAGUUCGGAGGCCCCGUCGCCUGUCAACGCCAUGAACUCAUUUGUCUAAUGACGGCAACAAGGCCGACUGCGAUAGUUGCUAUGGCCACUCGUUGUCACCCUGGCAAAUGUGACCAUAGGGACCGUCUCUGUGGUGACAGUUGCUAAGGUGACAGUCAUUGUGGACGCCUAGUUCGCUGGCCAUCGCCGUGGCUACGUAUCACCAAGACUGCUGACCCGCCCUCAUCUCCACACCCGCCAGCCCCCUGUCUGACCUCCUCUGAUUAACACACACUCAGCAUGGCAAAGGCCGACACCACAUCCCCCAUGAGCAUUAGAAGAAGAUGCGGAACGAGGGAUGUGAGGACUCUGAGAGGAGGGAAGGAGAGAGGAAGCAAUAUAGAAAAGCAGAAGGAAUGUACCAGAAAGAGUUUUUACCACUCAGACUGAGCAGAGGUGUGGCUAAGUGUGUGCGUGUGUGUGUGUGUGUGUGUGUGUGUGUGUGUUAGUGCUAUUUGAUCUCCUUUGCAAACAUACUAAACAUGAUGUAUCCAAAUUUAUAUUUUAUCAAAGUACAGUACAUGACCCGCAGGCAGGAAAAUAUGCAUUCACUCAUAAACAUCUGCAUGGAGUAAAUCACGAAUCUAUUAAGCAUUUUACCAUUUUUGUGUCAGUUGUUGCAGAGGUGAGCUGUGUGUUGAGACUGUAUAUGGUGCACGCCUACUAGCGAGUGGGUAUGCCUCUUUUAUUGUUUUUUCCACUUAGAAAGUGUUCAGUGGCGUAUGAUAUAUACAUAGAGAGACAAAAUGGCAGCAGUGUCUUUGUGGACCACGCUGUGAAAUGUUUAACUCGAAGUAGAAGCUAGCGUAUGUCCUUUUGAGACAGAUGAACGUUUUGUACAUAUGUAAUAGAAUAAGACGAAAGCUAGAGGUCAGUGGUCAGUGAUGUCCAUUUGUUGUCAUUGGAAACCUGGCUGGAAACACUUUGAACUCAAUGUUCAGUCACUUAUUACACCAGCCAGCCAGCCAAAACUCCCACACUUACUCCAAUCUGCUCGUUUGUAGCCUCAUGUUUUCUCAACCUUGUUCUGUGCUUGCGGUUUUUUUUUUUGCUUUUCUUUCCCGAUCUGUUCCUUUACACCGAGCCUAUCCUUCUUGUUACCUAGCACUAACUGAACACAAAUGCAGGUGUGAUUGAUCUAGCGUCAACGUCAAGUGCUUCCCCCCCCGAAUCGUGACCACUGUGCACGCCCUCAUUUUAGGCCCUCCUGGUAUUGUCAGAACUUCCCCAAUAUUGUAUCCAAUAGCAUUACCACUUACGCAUCUGCUAUGAAUAUUGGCAGAAACAAGAGAAAAAUAUUUUAUAUGAAGAGGUUUACAGAACGUACACACUGUAGUCUCGAGAUAUGUAGAUGUUGGUGAUCAAGAACCUCUCACCAUGGUUUCUAGUGCCUUUGUGGAGAACAGUGACUUAGAUACAUAGAAUUUUGUCCCUAUUUAUUCACAGGACAGACCUGGGCUCAGUGCAGUUCAUAUAGUUCAUGAAAUCAGUACAUACGGACUACUAUCCCACCUUACUCUAAUGACAACUUUAAAGGCUACACAAGUGUAAAACACAAUAAGCUUUACAGGAUUCCACUGAUUCAUAAGGGAAACUAAGACCCUUGUUGUGAGCUAUGUGGUCAUUUAGUAACAUCCACAUGGGCUUCAAAUAGCCUACUUGAGUCUUUAAAUAGUUUUCAACAGGGCUGAAAACUGUUAUAAAAUGACCUUUUUCUCAGUUGUACACUGGCAUUAGUUAGAAUAAUUGUUCAGCUAUAGAUUGUUAUGGCCUUGUUGACAAUCAUAUACCCAGUUAUCAUCAGCCCACAUGGUGUACAAGCAGACCACCAAAUCACACCAUCCAGCUAAGAAUUAAAGACUGAGAAAAUGCGUGGGAUAUUAAAAUGUGAGGGAAACCUGAGGUCAGAGGAGCACUGGGCGCUCGUGAGAUGUCUUCAUGUGUUCAUUUCAAACACUCUGCUCCUUCAUCUCGAGGAGGAGCUGCUGCUCAGCAGCACUAAACUACUGCCAACCUACUCAUCAGGUUACUGCCAACAGGAACCAGACUCACCAUCUGGCACAGACUUUUAACAUAAUGGGACAUACUGUUACUGGUAGCACUUAGAAAUGAAGGAGUCGGAAUUUUUUUUGCGUCAUGAUACUGAAUGUGGAAACAAGUGGAUCUGUUUAUGUAAAUGAAAAUAUUGCUUGUUUCACUGCAAAUGGUAAACACACUGGUGACUUUGGUUUAUGCAUUUAACCUUAUAUCUGUGUAUGUUGUCACGUUCUGAGUGCAGCACUCAGUGAGUUUUCUAAUACUGUAAAUGAAUGAAGCGUGUGUGUGUGUGUGUGUGUGUGUGUGUGUCUGUGUGUGUGUGUGUGGGGGGGGGCAGCACAUGCAUGCUACUGUGUUACAGCGUGUGUGAUGUAUACUAUCGCUUUCAAUUUCCAUGGAUAACAGUCUAGAAUUCUGAUGUGUGUCCGACUCUCAACAGGAGAUCCAGCACCUUUUUUUUUUUUCAGAGAGCAUUUCCACGCCUUAUGUUUAUCAUGACUUGCAUCAAGUUUUUAGGUUGCGAUGUGUCAGCUUUCCACGUGUAGAUAUUUUGUUGUAUUUUGUAAAUAAUGGCUUGAAUUGAGCGUAGAUGUGCUGAGGUUAGAGGUGAGAGCUUGACCUCAAUAGGCCCUGCUACAUUAUGUGUAGGAGGGCAAAAUGGCAUUGUGUGAGACUAUUUACAAUUUUCACUCUUUUUAUUUGCUGUGAAAUUUCUUUUUUUUUGUCAGGUGGAUUUGCUAGCUCAAAUGUUUAGCCUAUCAGGUAUCCAAGGAGAUUAUUAACUUGUGACUGAGCUCUUGUGACACCUGUAUUGUUUCUCUGUCUCUGACAGUUCACACACCUUUUUUUCUGUAUUUUUUAUAAAAAGGCGCACACUUAAACAGGAUUUAUCACUUCAACCACAUCCAUGCAUCUGGUUUACGAAAACAUUACGCUGGAGAAAUGUUGUCCUAAACUAGACAUUAGGUGAAACUGACAUCCUUUUUAAGAGUGUGUAUCCCAAAAAAAGAAAGAAGAGAAAUCAGAAGAAUGGCCAGCAUGGACAGAUAGGUGGACUGGCACAUUAGAGUAUGAAUACCCUGAAAACAACGUUCUAGUGACUGAUGAACAUACAGUAGGAUAUACAGUAUAUGAUAUAAUAUGACAUUCUGGUUAAUGUUGAAGCUACAUGAGAAGCAUGAAAGGCUGUCAAAAUGGUUUACU